CCUCUACACUCGUUUACUCUCCCUCCACCUUUCGCUGCCCGCCGUCUCGAGGCAACACACGCCGCAACCACCCGCCAGCUCUCAACAUAUCCCCAACAUACUCUGCUCUUUGCCAUCAUCCACCAUGGCCUCCCUCUUUCGCAAGAAAGACAAGCCCCCCAAGACCGCACACACCCUCCCAGCCACCCCCUCUGCCGACCGCCCCUCCGCCGACUCGCAGCCUGGCAAUGCGCCCAAAAAGGGUGGAAAGCAAGUAACUUUUGAUGAAUUCGGCGCGUCGAACGAUCGCACUGGUGCGAGAACACUCCCCGCCCGUCAAGUCCAUCUCCUCACUCCCCCCUCCUCGCCCCCCUCGUCCCCUGCUCCUUUACUACCGCCCAAGUACUCGUUCUGUCCCACCUUCAUCCCACCCAAUACCACAUCCGACAAUUCCAUCGACUCGUUCUCAUACUCGGCGGAAGGGAUCCAGAAGAACGGGGGAGAGUUUGCGCGACAGUAUGGCUUUUUGAAUGGGAUUGGAAGGGGCAUAUCGCUCAGCUUGGGAGACGUUGGCCGGGUCAUCAAGGUCGUUGGAGAGGAGCUCGAGAGCAGGGCUCUCGCGACUCCCAUGUUGUUCUCAAACCAGGCCCUCGAGCUGUCACAAACCCGGACAAAGAUGUUGAUACAUUCUUUCAUGGAUACCAUUUCCACGUCCGGCCGGCAAUCUCACUCCAAGCUCGAGUCGUUCCUCCAAGACAUCAAGUUUGCCAAAGAACACGAGCUUGCCUGGCUGUUCCGCUGGGCGCUCAGCAGGAUCACGCGUGUCAAGGAGGGUGCCAGGGUCAUAUGCCACGGCGUGAUGGAGUGGGAAGCGUACGAAGAGUGGCGUGGCCGCGAACGAGUGGCGGGCUACCCAGCAGACACAUUCCCAUACAUGAAGCAGCUCGUCCCUCCCGACGUCUACACCCUCAUCCUCUCCCCCCUCUUCCACCUCCUUUCCCGCUUCGCCGCCCACUCCCACCUCUCCGGCCUCACCCCUCACGCCCUCUCAUCCCUCUUCGCCCCUCUUUUAUUCGACAUCCCCACCUCCAUCCCCGCCCUCGCCUCCCACACCAUAUUCGUCCGAUCCGCCUGCGCUACAGAGCAUCUCCUCCUCGCCUACAUCCGCUCCAGCAGCAAAACAACCUCCGUCCUCACCGACUUGCCAUCGAGGCUUAAAGAAUGGGUCCACAAGUACCCCGCCAUGCUCGCCUCCGACGCCGAGCUCGCCCGGGGUUCGCCGCGCAAAGGCGCACGUAUCGUCCGCUGCGAUCGCGCCUCCCGCACCGUCCGAGCAUACACCCUCGACCUCGUAUCCACCGUUGAAGGCUGGGCGAACGAGCUGCCGCCUGGGGAAAAGUGGGAAGCCUGGGAUCGCGUCGUAUGGAAAGCCCGCCGUGGGAAUACGGCGAGGCCCCAGCCGACCUCAAGUUGGAAGCGACGGAUGGCUGUCAAAACGUUACCUCCGCCCCCACACACCGACCAGCCGCCGUCGGCAUACGGUCUCGCCAGGCCCACUUCGAAUGCUUCCAUGCUCUCCCUCGCGUCCACCCUCGGGCCCCUCGGCAAGCCGAAAGAUGAAGAGGAAGAAGCGCGUUAUGGCAGUCUAGCGGGCAAGGAGUGGACGCUUUUCGAAGAGGGCGGUUUCGAUUCGGGUAGUACGCGACGAAAGGACGAUUUCGGGCGCAAACUGCAAUUCGACUUGAACGAGAGUGCAAAGAUCAGUAUCUCGGAACGCCGCCGAACGAUGGACUGGUCCGAAUUCGCCUCCGACUCGGGCGGCUUCACCCGCACCGACCCCCUCCUCUCCUCCACCCUCUCCUUCGCACCCCCCAUCUCCUCCUCCAUCGCCCAAUGGCCCAAGGACAAAGAACAACUUUCCAAACGCCUGCACAAGGCCGAAAAACAGUCGACACCUUUCAACUAUGAUACCACCCCCCAAGUCGGCGGGAGGGUCUAUGUGGAGGAGGCGUGGGUGGAUGUGUGGUGUGAUUUGAUGGUUGGCGGAGGGUGGAUGGAGAGGGAGGAGAGGACGUUUAGGGAGGCGAAUUGGGUCAUUAUGGAGUACAAGGCCCGGCCUUCCAAGGGGCCUACGGUGCCGGAUCCCAUGAGCGACCCGCGUACUUCGUCUGUUUAUAUACUCUUCGAAGAGCGAGUGCCACUUGAGUACCAACAUGCCCUCGCCGACCCCAAACAAAAGAAAUCCUUCGGCCUCUUCUCCCCCAAAACCAAAAAACGCCAACCCCCCACCCCAAACUCCACCCCGCAAUCCCGCAUCCCCUCCUCCUACUCUGCCCCCAACUCUCUCUCCUCACUGUCCUACGGCGGAUCCCGCCGCGGCCAGGACGAUUUUGACAAGAUGCUUUCAAGAGGCGGGGGGACAAAGAAGGUCAGCUUGAACAGACCGCAAGAGAGUACGGUCUGGCACCAGUCUACGGCGCCUCCGCCCGUCGCUGUCGCUGGCGAGGACAACGCUUCGCCCAUCAAGUCGCCUUUCAAGAUGCACCGAACCCGCAGCGCCGAGAAGGACGACCGAUCCAACUUUUUCUCGUCCAAGAAGGGUCUUCGCCGUGAAAAGUCGUCUUCCGAUCUCAAAAAGACCUCGCCCUCUGGUUCUUCCGACAAGAUACCGUCGCCGUCAAAGAAGGAGCGAGAGAGGCAGAAGGAGCAGAAUGUGGAUUUCGAGGUGAAUAGUGCGAGCGGGUUGAGUAGUGUUGAGACGAGUCCAAAACAGGAAGAUGACAAGUGGAUGGAUAUACUCGUCUCUGCCCCCGGUCGACUUAGGGCCCAAGACUACCCCGCCCCCGUCCUCAAACGAUCCGCCAGCGGCCUACCCGCCUCUCCCCACCCUCCCUUCUCCCGCGAUCCCACAGCACCCCCCUCCGGCCACACGCACCUCCCCACCCCCGAAGACGACGAUAUCGUCACCCCCCGCGCUUCCCAGUCCGACCCCUACCCCGAAGGCGGCGCCGAAGAGCAAGGCGUAGAGCGUCAGAGGUCGAUCAAGAGGAAGGCGGUGCCGCAAGAGUAUGCGUACGAGGGGAGCGAUGUGGGAGGGUUCGAGCCCGUCACGCCUGGGGCGGAGGACUAUCCCCCGCCUUCCCCGACGGCGGAGCUCGACGAGAAGGAGAUGGAGAUUCAUGCACCGACGCCGAGGCGGGAUAGGGAUACGAUCCACGGUAUCGUCGCCCAAUACUCGUCCUCCUCUUCCCCCACGCCUUCCCACCCUCCUCCUUUACCGAGAGACGACGCGCCCCGCGAUUCUGAAGACUUUACCGCCACCUCCGAUGCUGCCCUUGGCCGACGCGACUCUGGCAAGUUUUCCGACGCUACGGGGGAGGAGGAGGCGUUGGAGCCUGUUGUGGGGGAUGAUUUGAAGCCGCCAGAGAAGGGCGUGUUGUUUGAUUUGACGCCGGGGAGGGAGCCGAGUCCGGCGAGGUAUAGGCAUGGAGAGCCAUUGCAUUUUGUUGGGGAAGAGCCAGAGCUCGAAGAAGACACCUACUGAUCAUACGACCUUAUAAUUCCCUAUCCUUUACGACGACCCGAUACCCCCGACUUUUUAUCAAAUCAUACCCAUCUUCUUCUAUACCCUCACGAACACUUUGUCUUCUGGCGUGAUUCGACGACGCGGGCGUUUGCUAUCCGAGAUAUCUUUGACUUGGGUGACGAGUAAUCUUAUAUUGUGGAUGCUACGUGUUACUCUAUCAGGAAAGUUCUGCAGCUCCCAUAAAGAGCCGGCAUUUGGAAGCGCACUUACAUGGGAAAUCAUAAGUGCUUGUUAGG
Molecule: messenger RNA, 3801 nt
Organism: Cryptococcus amylolentus CBS 6039
Lineage: Eukaryota; Fungi; Basidiomycota; Tremellomycetes; Tremellales; Cryptococcaceae
Exons: 11
Coding region: 125-3523 (1132 amino acids)
Source: RefSeq, a predicted model, not a curated record